UUUUCACUCGAGUUUGUCGUCGUCGUAUCUGAUUGAUAUAUAAGCGUUUGUCUAUUUCAUGUAUAAAAUAUUAAAGAUUAGUGACCAUCUGGGGUACUUCAGCUGAUUGCAUCCCGUUUGUCCAUUUAGUUGUCAAAAUUGGUUAAAAUGGCGACCGGAAGCAUACAAGACGUCACCAAGAAAAUGCUCUCCGAAAAGCUCUUCACAUGUGCCACUUGCAACAACCUGCUAACAGUCCCAGUAAUGAUGGUCGAAGACGUAGGAAACGUUUGCCACGACUGCUUCAAAGUCAGAGACGAAGAAGACGAACCUAAAAGCGUCCCCAACACCACUUUAAACUCGUUACUGAAAGAACUGAAGUUUCCAUGUAAAUUCCACCCUCAGGGUUGCGACGAGGACAUCCUUUACGACAAUUUAAAAGAGCACGAACGCCAGUGCGUUUACCGUCUGGUUGAUUGUUUAAUGCCAAAAAACAAAUGCGACUGGACCGGAAAACUCGUCGACUUGCUCAAACACUUCAAAGAGGACCACUCCAAGCACGUCCUAACCGGACCUCUCGAAGAAUUCUCUUUCGAAAUGAACUUGGAGAAAGUCGGUUCGAUAAUCAAAUUGCUGAGUUACAGAAAUAGAACUUGCGUUUUGAGAAUAGAGAGAUCGGAACGAGAUAAUAGUUUGGUGCAUUGUUUGCAAGACGUCUCGGGGACAGAUGGAGAUUUGAAAAUGGUUGUGAAGUAUGUGGGUGGAAGUAACGUCUACAAGGGGAAAGUCGAAGUUUCGCCGUUUGAUGCAACCUGCGAUGAGCGAUACAGCAAAAAAAUUAAACUGUCUGCUUUGAAAGAAGUGUCAGAGGGGGCCGACACAGUCAAAGUCGUGAUUAAGCCAGGCAAGUGCGAAUUCAAGAACACGACUUCUGAAAUUAUGAAGAAUUUGGAGUGUCCCAUCUGUAAGGAAAUCAUGAGGCAACCGAUUUUCCAGUGUCUGACUGGCCACAGCAUCUGCCAGUCCUGUCGUAAGAAACUUUCGCUGUGUCCGACUUGUCGCACAGCCUUUCCUCAACAAAACAUCCGGAAUUUUUCGUUGGAGGCCUUAACACUCUUUGUGCAAUACGAGUGCGCUUACCACCAGUUUGGUUGUACUUCGACGGUUUUAGGAAGCGAAAUAGACAACCAUGAGGGAAAAUGCAAAUAUCAGAUGUACGAGUGCCCUGUAAAUGAUUGCAAUUUUACGGGCAAUUAUUCAUCGUGCAAGAAUCACUUCCAGGUUAACCACAACCAAGAUUUGGUUACAGGAACUAUAUACAAAAGUAGUUUUACGCCGCUUGGAAACAAAAUGGCUACCACAACACAAAUUGUGUAUUUUUUCGAAUUUGGUAACUUGUUUAGGUUGGCGUUCUCGCGUUUGCAAGAUUCUUGUUCCUGGACUGCGCGAAUUUUGAAUAAUUGCGCCAAGGAUGCGCAGUUUUUCUUUGCGGUUUACGUGACCCAUCCGAAUAUUAAGCAACGAUUUAUAGCAAAGUCUAAUUUGUGUUUGAACAGGGAUGUUGCUGUGACUAACAGUGACAAAAUUACUUUUACAUACGAUAGUUUAACGCCGUACAAAAGCACGAGUUCUGAUCAAAUGAAUUUUCGUGGCGAAAUAUUUGCCGAGAAGUCGUCUUAAAUGCACUCUUUUCGCUCUUAGUUUUAACCAAAUUUUGCCAAAUUGUAAGCUAAUCUAAUAUGCGAAAGCUAUGUAGUUGUACAAUCUGUAAAACUUGAUUCGAUGUAAAUUUUUAAUUAAAUUGGUUAACUAGAUUGUUUUUCGCAAGCCUGUUGUAUAGUUGAAUAAAUCCCGCUUCUCUGAAA
Zophobas morio is the source of this 1844-nucleotide messenger RNA. RefSeq lists its product as uncharacterized. The coding region runs from base 148 to 1659 and encodes 503 amino acids. The record is from RefSeq and is a predicted model, not a curated record. The transcript has 2 exons. NCBI's taxonomy places the organism in Eukaryota, Metazoa, Arthropoda, Insecta, Coleoptera, Tenebrionidae. Gene Ontology annotation, molecular function: zinc ion binding; ubiquitin conjugating enzyme binding; ubiquitin protein ligase activity. Gene Ontology annotation, biological process: proteasome-mediated ubiquitin-dependent protein catabolic process; multicellular organism development. Gene Ontology annotation, cellular component: cytoplasm.